Messenger RNA from Cladophialophora carrionii CBS 160.54, 1344 nucleotides. RefSeq lists its product as uncharacterized. Gene Ontology annotation, biological process: secondary metabolite biosynthetic process. The transcript has 2 exons. The coding region runs from base 1 to 1344 and encodes 447 amino acids. Gene Ontology annotation, molecular function: monooxygenase activity; FAD binding. Lineage: Eukaryota; Fungi; Ascomycota; Eurotiomycetes; Chaetothyriales; Herpotrichiellaceae. The record is from RefSeq and is a predicted model, not a curated record.
AUGAAGGACCUCAAGGUGAUAGUUGUUGGAGGAGGGAUCGGUGGCCUGUCGACGGCUCUGGCUCUUGCGACAGAUGGCCACCAGAUUACUGUCCUCGAAGGGGUCAAAGAAUUCCUAGGGGUUGGUGCUGGCAUCCGGGUUCCCCCAAACUCAUCGCGUCUCAGCCGGAGCUGGGGCGUCGAUUUCAGCAAGAUCAAGAGACAAACCGCUCGUGGGCUGCGAUUCCUUGACUGGACGGGCAAAGUGCUGCUCGACGUCGACUACAAUGACGUGGAGGCCAAGUAUGGAGCGCCGUACUACUUCCUCCACCGGGCGGACGUGAUCGAUAUAUUCGUCAGGACCGCCUCCCAACACAACAACAUCACCCUGCGGAUGGACAGCAAGGUGCGGGACUACGACUUUGAAGCCCCGGCCGUGACACUGGCGAGUGGUGAACGCCUUACAGCAGACCUUAUCAUCUGUGCCGAUGGGAUCAAGUCCGCGGUCAGGAACACCAUCAACGGCUCCCCGAUCGAGCCUCAAGACACGGGCGAUGUGGCAUACCGGGUCAUCGUACCGGCCGAACGGCUUCGAAAUGAUCCAGACUUGCGCCCUCUGCUGGAAAGUGGCUUGGCCAUGCACUGGCUCGGACCGGAGGCGCACGCAGUCGGCUACCCCCUCCGUGACGGCGAGCUCUACAACAUCAUCAUCGACAUAACACACCACACCGAUGUAGGCCGCCCGAUUGGCGACGAGGAAUGGCGCUCCCAGGCCGACAACACGGAGCUCGUCCAGCGCUUUGCCGACUGGUGCCCGCCUGUGCGGAAACUGUGUGGCCUCACAGACUCUUACCUCAAAUGGAAACUCGCCGACUUUGACCACCUGCAGAGGUGGGUCCAUCCCAGCGGCAAGGUCGCCAUCCUGGGAGACGCAUGCCAUCCGAUGAUGCCAUAUUUGGCUCAAGGCGCGGCUCAGGCAACCGAGGAUGCUGCCACCUUACAAGCAGCUCUUCGAGAGCAUGAGGACCUCCACGACGCGCUCCACGCCUACCAGACGCAAAGAUUACCCCGAUCGACUCACGUGGCGAAGAAUACACGAAUCCUCCAGGCGUGGUGGCAUCUGUACGACGGUCCAGAAAGAGACCGGCGAGACCAGCUGAUCAGACAAGAUAACCUGGAUAACCCCUUCUUCUGGGCCAACUCGACCAGGCUCGACUGGUUGUUCGGCCACGAUGCAACGAAACUGAUGAAUGAGGACGAGUUGCGGCCGCCCAAGCUGGCUCCAAUGCCCGUUGAUGAGGCCCUCGUCUACAAUAUCGCGGACAGUGAUCUCCGAAGGAAGUUUCAAAGCAUGAGGCGGUGGUGA